AUGGCAGGGGAAACGUCUUUGCAUUUGUUGUUGGCUCUUUACCUGCUUUGUGACACCACACUGUGCACGCCCACACACAUAUUACAAGACUUUGACGUGGAUGGUGGACGAGAUAGGGACAUUUUUGAAAUCAAUGAAGAAGCAGGAUUAAAUCUGGUGGAAGGCGACAUUGUGCUUGACGAGAAACAGUCAAGAAACUCCAUCAUAGGUGAUGAGUACAGGUGGCCUCUGACCAUUCCAUACUACAUGGAGGACGACCUCGAGAUCAACGCUAAAGGUGUAAUCCUGAAGGCCUUUGAGCAGUACCGUCUCAAGACCUGCAUCCACUUCACGCCGUGGACAGGAGAAGAGAACUACAUCUCCAUCUUUAAAGGCAGCGGGUGCUUCUCUUCUGUGGGCAACCGGCGAGUGGGCAAGCAGCGGCUGUCGAUUGGCAGCAACUGUGACCGCAUCGCCACCAUCGAACACGAGUUUCUUCAUGCUUUGGGUUUCUGGCACGAGCAGUCCAGGGCGGACCGAGACGAUUAUGUCACCAUUAUGUGGGACCGCAUCUCAGAAGGCAAGGAGCACAACUUUAAGACGUACAACGACACCACCUCCAGCUCGCUGGGCGUCCCUUACGACUACGGCUCCAUGAUGCACUACAGCAAGACGGCCUUCAGGAACGGCAGCGAGCCCACCAUCGUCACCAAGAUCGCCGCCUUCAGCGACGUCAUCGGCCAGAGGAUGGAGUUCAGCGACAACGACUUGCUGAAGCUGAGCCGCCUCUACAACUGCACUCAGGGAUCCACUUUUCUGGACUCAUGUGACUUUGAACGCGAGAACAUCUGCGGGAUGAUCCAAGGACCGGGGGACUCGGCCGAUUGGCACAGAGUGUCCAAAGUGGCAGGCGGGCCCAACACAGACUACUCUAACUUGGGCAAAUGCUCUGGUUCUGGCUAUUUCAUGCACGUAUUCACAAACACGUUGAAUGUUGACGACACGGCCAACCUUGAGAGCAGAAUGCUGUACCCCAAAAGAGGCUACCAAUGUCUGCAAUUCUUCUUCUACAACAGCGGCGGCCCCAACGACACACUGAGCGUCUUUGUGCGCGAGUAUGACAGCACAAACCCUGCUGGGAAACUGCGCCUCAUCACUACUAUUGAUGGACCCCCUCAGGACCUGUGGCAGCUGCACCACAUCAGCCUGGACGUGACAAAGAAUUUCCGCGUGGUCUUCCAGGGCGCCAAAAAAGGCACAGGAUCUUCUUCAGGUGGCCUCUCUCUGGAUGAUAUCAACAUCUCGGAGACCAAAUGUCCAGAGUUCGUAUGGCGCGUGAAGAACUUCAGCCAGGUCAUGGACAACACCCCCAUGAACGAGGCCAUCCGUAGCCCGCCGUUCACUUCCAAGGAGGGCUACACCUUCCAGAUGAAGCUCUAUCCCAGCGGGAAGACCGGUUACCCGGGUCAGCUGUCGGCCUACGCUAAUUUGGUGGCCCGGGCGGAGGACAGCGGGCAGACGUGGCCUUGCCCCUGGAAACAAAUCACCAUGAUGCUCAUGGACCAGCACUCGCACAUCCAGAAGCGCAUGUCCAACCAGCGCAGUGUCACCACAGAUCCUAAGAAGACCUCAGGAUCCAAGCUCUUCUGGGACGACCCUCGCAAGGUGGGCACUGAGGUGACAGACUCAGAUGGGUCCAAGUAUUUCCGUGGACCCGGCUCUGGUACUUCAGUGUACCUCACCCACCUGAGAGCCAAGAGCAGGGAUUUUAUCAAGGGAGGGGACGCUAUCUUUCUCCUCAGUAUGGAGGAUGUGUCUCAUCUGACCGUCAGCCAACCUCUACCCGCUUCCACUCCAUCUCCAACCACCACCAACGGGCCCUCUGAGGUGUGUGCAAAUGUGGAGUGUCAGAAUGACGGCGUGUGCGUGCCGGACCAAGGAAAACCCGUUUGCAGGUGUGCCGUGGGGGCCGACUGGUGGUCCUACGGGGACAGCUGCCAGCACAAAGGCUCGCUCUCGGACAACCGCACCCUCGCCCUGGCCUCCUCUCUGUCCGUGCUGGCCGCCAUGCUGGUCGUGACCGCGGUCACCGCCGUGUGUGUGAAGAAGAAGUACAAGUCCAGGGCACUGCUCGUCUAA
Nerophis lumbriciformis (worm pipefish) is the source of this 2118-nucleotide messenger RNA. RefSeq names its product meprin A subunit beta b (gene mep1bb). Gene Ontology annotation, cellular component: membrane. The record is from RefSeq and is a predicted model, not a curated record. Lineage: Eukaryota; Metazoa; Chordata; Actinopteri; Syngnathiformes; Syngnathidae. Gene Ontology annotation, biological process: proteolysis. Gene Ontology annotation, molecular function: protein binding; metalloendopeptidase activity; zinc ion binding.